AUGCUGGAGCGGUUGAUGAAGUACUGGGGGCUGCCGCUGUGGAUGGUGCGUGCGGGGGCGGAUCCGCAUCUGCGGCGGCGGUAUUUAUCCGUGGGGUGCAGCAGCAGCAGCAGCAGCAGCAGCAGCAGCAGCAGCAGCAGCAGCAGCAGCAGCAGGAGGCGGGGCUUUUGCGCGCUGCGUUUGCCGCGGGGAGUGCUGGGGGUGCGGCUGUGUCUGGACUUUUUGUUUUACUGGGAAGCAGCAGCAGUUGCUGCUGCUGCUGCUAUGUGUGGGGCCCACUUGGGGGUGCUGUUGUACUCUUUGCUGCAGGAGGAGGGGCCCCUGUGGGGCCUGGCUUACUUCCCGCUGCUGCUGCUGCUGCUGGGGGCCUCGCUGCUGCGGCUCUGCUGCUGCUGCUGCGUGCUGCAGCGCGUGCGGGACCUGCGGCUGGUCUGGUGGUCCAGACCAGUGGACCAGGAGCUGGCCAGUUUGCUGCGGAGCUGCUGCUGGCAGCUGGCGCGGCUGGCUUGGUGCUGCUGCUGCUGCGUGAUGUUUGCUGCGCUGCACGCCAUGUACACGGACGGCAGCUGCAGCGCAGCAGCGCGCAGCAGCAGCAGCAGCAGCAGCAGCAGCAGCAGCAGCGGGGCGCCGCUGCUGUGCAGGUACAUGGCGGUGCUGGUGCUGGGCUUUCUGUCGCUGCUGGGCCCGAGCGUGCUGCUGCUGCUGCUGUCUGCUGCUGCGCUGCUGGCGGCGCUGCUGCUGCCGGAGCAGCAGCUGCAGCAGCUCUUCCGCAACGAGCCCCACACCCGCUUCGCGCUGCCGCGGCUGCUGCUGCAGCGGCUGCAGGAGGUCCCCUGGGCCCGCCUCAGGUGGCCCUUCCUUGCGCCCACUUCUUCCACUCCGCAUGCAUAG
This is a messenger RNA of Eimeria necatrix, 891 nucleotides long. RefSeq names its product zinc finger (C3HC4 RING finger) protein, putative. The transcript is spliced from 2 exons. Lineage: Eukaryota; Apicomplexa; Conoidasida; Eucoccidiorida; Eimeriidae. The record is from RefSeq and is a predicted model, not a curated record. Bases 1 to 891 code for a protein of 296 amino acids.